AUGGUUAAAGAAGAUAUUAUUGUAAAAUGUGAAUUGAAAAAUAAUACAAUGAAAGAAUUUUCGGACUCAAGUUCACAAGAAAAAAUAGAAGUUGGAGAUUUAAAUGAAAUAGAACUAGUAUUAGAAAAACAAAAUCUUAGUAUUAAUAAUACAUCAGGGUAUCCGGAAAUAUUUGAUCAACUUUCAAAUACUCCUCUUAACUGGGAUUUAAAAAUAUAUGAGCAAUUUUUUAAUCUAAGUAAAAAUUGUAUUAAAGAAGUAUAUAAUUACAAGGAUAUUCAAAUCCCAAAUGAAACUGUUGAAAACUGUUUCAAGGCUAUGCUAAGUCCAUUAAGAUUACUUAGGUUUCUCAUUGGAUUCAAUUUCAAUAUUAAUAAUGCAUUCCAUGCUUUUAAUAAACAUAUUAAAUGGAGAAAAGAAUUUAAUAUGGAUAAUGUAGUUAGACCCUAUGUAAUUACAAAUAUGGUUCCAAAUAAUAAUAUAGAAAUGGCUCCACUACACAAUAUUAUAACAAGAUAUUAUCCUUGUAAUUUAUUAUUAAGGGAAAGUACCCAUGAGAAAACACCAUUAAAAGACUUUUAUGGUAACAUUAUUUGCAUUGAAAGAUUUGGUUUACUUGAUGAAACAAGAUUAUUAGGAGCUGUCAAAGUUGAAGAGUUAUUAUUAUGGUAUUCUUAUCAUAUGGAAUAUAGAAGUAUACUUUUAGAUAAUCUUUCAUAUGAAGUCAAAUCACUUGUUAGAGCAACUUGCAUAAUAGAUUUAUUUGGACUAAGUAUAUCUCAAGUGCAUUCUUCACAUAUGAUAACAAUAUUGAGAAGAAUGAUACAACUGGCUUCUGAUAAUUAUCCAGAAGGUAUGUCUUAUGUUAUUUUUGUUAAUUCACCCAAAUUUUUUUCUAUUGUAUGGAAUUCAUUCAAAUCAUUACUUGCUGCAAGAACUGUUGAGAAAAUUCUAGUUUUGGACGAGGAUUAUAAGACAAAGUUGAUAAAUAUAGUACCAAUAAGUAAUCUUCCACAAUUUUUAGGAGGACUUACAACUGAUCAAUUUUCUACUGUACCUAAUACUGGUACAUUAUUGUUGGACUGUUUUGGACUUGGUGAUGAUAGGCAAACAUUACAUAUUAAAAGGAUGAAAAAAGAAAAAGUUUCAAUUUCUAUAUCAAAACCUAAUACGAAAGUAUUUUGGACAUGGGGAGUUUUAGAUGGAGAAAUUAGUUUUUCUGCUAAAUACUUUACUGAUAAAAUAUUUACAUCAUUAAGUAAUGAAAAAACAAGAAAUGAUUUUUGUCAUAGUGGUGAUAUCGAUAAACAAUUCAGUUCAAAUAACAACUUUUUAUCUGAGAAUUAUGAUAAUCAUCCGGAAUUUAAAAUUAAUAUUAGUUCUACUAAUGAUCUUAAUAACACCUACAAUUUUAAUACUAGCAAAAGAUCAUCUAAAAAUUCCAAAAGACUUUCCAGCAAUAAUAUAACAAGUCCUGUUACAUCAAUGCAAAAUUUAAUGAAUCAAGAAAUUACUUUGGUUCCAAUGUCUAAAUUUGACUCUACUAAAGCAUAUGGUGGUUCAUAUUUUUCAGAAUCUCCGGGUUAUUUAGUAUUACAAUGGGACAAUUCUUGGAGUUUAUUUUCUGCAAAAACUGUUCAUUUUGUUAUAAAAACUAGUAAUACAGCAUUGCCUGAGGAUCAUAAUGACAAUAAUAGUAAUACUAAUAAUAAUGACAAUGAUAAUGAUAAUAAUAGUGGUAAUAAUAAUGAUGAUAUUAAUGUUAACAAUAUUGACUCAAAUAUUAAUGAUUUAUCAGAUAUAAGUAAUUUAGUAUCUCAUAAUGUAGCAUUAACAAAUAUAACUAAAAAGAGGCCAUCAAAAAGCCACAAAUCUGUUGAGAAGAAAAAAAUUAAUUCAAAAAGAAAUUCAAAAGUGUCAAAUAAAUCUAUAGCUUUAGUAAAAAUGGAUGAUAAUAUUUCAAUGCCUAAUAUGGAUAAAAGUAAUAAUGAUUAUUUGAUGUCAAAACCAAUUAAAAAAGGUAAACAAAAACAUAAAUCUAGAGAAGGCAAUACUCAUAAUAUUUCAGAUUAUAAAAAAAAUAAUGUAUUUAAUGAAAAUGAUAAAAUGGCAAUAACAUCCAUACUUAAUGAUAAAGACCAAAUACUUGAUUCAUCUUUGAAUUAUGAUAUUGAUAGUAAUUCAGAAUGUCAAACAAAUUAUUCAUUUAUGACAGCUUAUUCAGGAGUUGAUGAGAUUUUAGAUUUGUUUGAAUAUAAUAAGAAUUCUUUAAUGAAUUUAAAUACAUACAAAAAGAAGAUUAAUCAGACAGAUGAAAAUAAUAGUAAAGAUAAAGAAUUAUUUGAUAAACCUUUAAAAACUUCUGUUAAUUAUAAAUUAACAGAAUUAAAUUCAAAUAUUAUUGAAUCACGUAUAUCUGUGAAAGAUCUAAAUAGAGAUGAUGAUAAUGAUGAUAAUGGAGAAGAUGAUGAUGUUAACGAUGAAGAAGAGGACAAAAAUGAGGUUGAUAAUGAUGAUGAGGAGGAGGAGGAGGAGGAGGAGGAGGAGGAGGAGGAGGAAGAGGAAGAGGAAGAGGAAGAUGAUGAUGAGAAACAAGCUGAAGAAGAAAGUAAUAGCGAAUUUACAAGCUCACAAUUAAGUGUAGAUGAAACAGGCGAGUGUGAUUUAAUAGUGGAUAGCUUAAAUUCUUCAAAUUGUUCAAACUCUAGUAAAGAAAGUUUUAAUAGAGAAUUUAAUUUAGGUAAUAAAUGUCUAAACGUAAGAAAUAGAAAUUUGUUAAGUAAAAAUCAAAUUUCACUGGAAACUAGUAUUAAUAUAUUUGGUUUUGAAAAUUUUGGAUUUGAAUCGUCACAAGAAUAUAAGAGAAGAUAUGAUGAACUUUUAGACUAUAUUAAUUCCACUUUAAUGCUAGAAUCCACAAAAAAUCAAGAAUUUUAUUCACCACAAUCUUCAUUUAUUUUUACAGAUAAGCCGAAAAAGGCGAGUUCUCCAAUAUUUGAAUGUAAAUUUGGGCAUUUACAUCAUAAAUUUGCAAAUAUAUUUAUUCGUUCCAGAAAGAACAACAAUAGAGUGAACAAUAGCUCUACUAGUGUUAAAAACAACAAUAAAAAUAUUGGUAGUUUGCUUAAAAACACGUUAUUUACUAGAUUAAGAAAUAAAUUCAAAAGAGAGAAAUAA
Molecule: messenger RNA, 3177 nt
Organism: Cryptosporidium ubiquitum
Lineage: Eukaryota; Apicomplexa; Conoidasida; Eucoccidiorida; Cryptosporidiidae
Exons: 1
Coding region: 1-3177 (1058 amino acids)
Cellular component (GO): cytoplasm
Source: RefSeq, a predicted model, not a curated record